Messenger RNA from Trachymyrmex cornetzi, 6502 nucleotides. RefSeq names its product sidestep III (gene side-III). The transcript is spliced from 16 exons. Bases 3465 to 6041 code for a protein of 858 amino acids. NCBI's taxonomy places the organism in Eukaryota, Metazoa, Arthropoda, Insecta, Hymenoptera, Formicidae. The record is from RefSeq and is a predicted model, not a curated record.
GAGGAAAAAAAAUUGUAGCGCAGUCUAGUGUAGCAAUAAAAAAAUAAACCUUUUUUUUUUUGCGCGAGCCGAUUUGUACAAAAGGCCUACUUGAAGUAUCUCUUUGAGCGAACACUCGAACUCUCGACAUUACGAUUACUGGGUCGUCGUCAUGCGACGGAAAUGCAUCAAGCGAAUCGAUGCGAGAGAAUCGCUCACGCUGAUCGCUCGCGACGGGAGGACCGUCGGAGUGUACAGUACAAUACGUACGUGUAAGGCUAGGGUAAGAAGUAACGCGAUUAAUGUUUCACUCCCGGCCCGAUGCAGUCGCUCCCGUUCGCUGCACAAAGUGCUGCAUGAGGUACGCUUUCGCGUCCCUUUGGAGAACCGAGCGCUUUAAAGGGACGACGCCGAUGGGGCUGACGUGAGCGCGGCUGACGGCUUAGAGCGCGCCUCGCGUCGGGGGUGUCAAUAUUUUCUCGUGCAGUACACCGAAUCUCGCACAACACCUAAAUCGUACAUUUUGAGAGAGUAUUUAGGAAAUAGACGGAAUAUUUAGGGCGGAAACAGACGAUCGAUUUUGUCGCACGCGCUGCCUUCAUAAUUCUGAACGUGAGGGAAGAUAAUUCCCAUGUUUAAUUAUGUCAUUCGUCUUUUUUUUUUUUAAUUCCUCUUGUUUUUAUGCCUCAUAUAUUUUGCGAGAGCAUUUAGAAAAUAAAUAGACGGUGUAUUUAGAAUGGAAACUGACGAUCAAUCUUGUCGCACACACUGCCUUAAUAAUUUCGAGUGUGAGAGGAAAUAAUUCACAUGUUUAAUUAUCUGCCUUUUUUUUUAAUUUCUUUAAAUUCAUUUUGUUUUUACGCUUCGUAUUUUUCUCAUGUAAUUUCCACACGCUCCGUAGAAGGUAUGCGACGAACGACAAAAAUGAUCAUUAUGUGUAUAUUGGACUAAUUGCCGCAUAUGUCGCAUUUAUUUAAAAUAACAAUUAAUCAUUAUCGAUCCCUUCACCUCUACUCUGCGCAAUAAUUUUUCACGAAAAUAGUUGAAAUAACGAUCCUCGGUACAACGCGAACCAUUAAACGGAGUUAAUUAACCAUGGCUCGCGACAUAAAAGCUGACUGUAUCAACGUCACUUUACGCUCGGCUAAUAGAAUUACCUAUCUCUGCUCGCGCGUUAAGUUAACGUUACAGUUAACGUCUGCGAGAGGAGGCGGAAAAGUCGUAAAGUCGGUCACAAAGGGUGUUUAAGGCGCGGAAAAACCUUGACCUUUUCGCCAUAAAUCACUUUCGAGCGCGAGUCGCGCGCGGUCUUGCGCUGGUCCGACGCGCGAUAUACGCCGGUGUCGUUAAAUUGGCUCAUUUGAGGGCGCCUAAUGACGCGUACGCUCGCAAAGAGGGGUGGAGAAAAGAGGUCCGGGCAAACGGCCAACCGACCCCCAUUCACCCUUCGGCCUUCCCCCGGUCGGUGGCGGCGGAAGCUCUUAGAAACGCGACUUUGGGUCGGGCCCUGAAUGGGGGCGGUUCGCGUGAUCGGACCGAGGCGCACUACGGCCGCUCGUGGGCUCGUAUACCACAAUAAACGGGAAGAAAAAAAAAACCGCACGAAUUACCAUGUGUCUCGCAUACCACUAUACUCUUAACGACAGCAUCGAUAACGCUCUAAACGAUAAGUACCUAAACGACACACCGUUUAAGCCGUAUCCAACCCGUAAAUCUCAACUCUAGCUGCACCAAGUGCCAUAGUCCAUAGGUACACGAUUAUGAUUACAUAGAACUCGAUAUAGCGUCAGCAGCUGAUCACGAGAGAGAGAGAGAGAGAGAGAGGGAGAGAGAGAGAGAGAGAGAGAGAGAGAGAGAGAGAGAGAGAGAGGGAGAGAAUGAGUAAGUGAGAGAAAGAGGGAAUUAGUCCUCUCGAGACGGCGGAUUGUUUUGCAAGUGCUAAGAAGUUCCGACUGUUAAUAGAACUGACUAAAUAUAACUCUAACCGAGUAACUUAGACAUAAAUCUACCGACUCGAACUUAAGCGAUGCCUCGAAUAGCGCCAUGCAUUGAAAUGUCACGCCUCUUCAUUAAAGUCGACAAGAUUGUUCAAACGAAUUAAUACAUAAUGCUCUCUUGUUAAAAUGAAUUAAUACGUAAUAUCUUCCUGAUAAUAAGAAGAUAUAUCCGGUGUCGACCUGUGGAACGUCGUCCGGAACAUUUCAACGCUAUAAGAACGUGUCGAAGUGUAACGAGUGCAACGAUUAAUCAAGUGAUUAACGAUUGUCCCCCAACUGAAAGUUGCUCGACUAAUCCUUUUCGUUGCAUCCGAUCGUCGAAGAACUUUGCAGACACAGGGUUGUGCGGGGAGGGCAAGGUACGCGACAAUAACGCGAAUGAAUUCGGGAGGAGACGGGAUAAGUAGAGUGGAUCGAAAUUAGAAUCGUGUGCAGCCAGUGGAAGAGGGUUGGCGCUUGAUCAGACGAACCGGCCAACUUGAGCUCAAACUGCACAACUGAAAAGACCUCAUUUGUUUAAAGCGAUCUUUUGCAUUGCGGCGUAUCUCUGUAAAAUUGUGUGUUACACGAUCGGAAAAUAUUCGACAAAGUGCGUCUCUACUCGCGAAACGACAAUAAUAAAAUGCACGCGAUGCAUUAACGCAGUAUCGAAAAUAAUUCAUAAUAAUCGAUCAUACGUCGACGAGAAAUAUCGACGGGAAUUCCGAUGCCAGCCGGAUGUUUUCGAAUGUCCAUCUUUAUUUGAGCCAACGACAGGCGUCAAUUUGAACGGUGAGUAAUCUGGACCUCCAUGCAUCUUCCUGGACGAGUGACGAAUGCCGGGAUGUAAUCGACAACGAUAACCGAACGUUAACAAAUCACAGUGACGACAACGGGAAAAUUUGUGCGGCCAGAAAAAGGCGAUAAAGUAUAAGAAGGACUGAGUGACAAAACUGCUACCAUUGAGAACUUGGAGUUUAACAAGAGUUUGAUGGGUACAUGAGAAAAAUAAUGGUAAUGUAGCAGCCGCAAUGAGUACAAUUUAACACCCUUAGGUCCGAGGACAAUAAAAUUAAACGAGGGUAAUCGAAAGCAACCACGUGAAACAACCGAGUAGCCACUGUUGAACUCGAUAUCGCAACGCAAUAAAAAAAUCGACGAUAUAUUUUAACAAUCGGAUCGAUCGGGAAAUAAAAAUAGUGACAGUAAUAGGUGCGAGAGCGUUUUGCUGAAACAUUAAGCUGAUACAAAAGCAGUGAUACAGUGCGACGAGACGUGGACUAAAAGACGAGAAGCAGUGAAGAAAGCGCAGUUUUGUCAUCCAGGCACUUCGAUGCGCCUCGACGAUAGGCGUUUGGACUUGAAGGAUCCACGCUCGAGGCGGUGAGCGAGGUUGUCCUGCGUGUUCGUCGUCCUGCAUACGCGGCUGGGACAAGGAGCCGGAGCAGGGACAGGUCCUUCCCGGUGUGGAAUGACAAUAAGGGGGCGCCGUACCCGCGGGGUGGUAUUAUGCCGGAGACGACGGAUUUGAGCUUGCCGCCCAAGUGCCCGGCGAAGGCGUCGCAGCCUCUUCGUGGGAUGGCACUCGGGACGCUGGCCGAGAUAGCGGUGCGACUCGUCAUUAGCGGCUACAUAUUCGCCGUGGUAGUCUACGUGAACGCCAGCGGCAACUGGGAUAAGGACGAUGACCUAGUGUCCACAUCUAAGGUUAGCGCCGUACUUGGGCGAACCGCCACUUUGCCUUGCGACAUUGAGCCGUCCACGCGAGAGGAUCGCGUUUACAUGGUCCUUUGGUUCCGCGAUUACGCGGUGAAACCCAUUUACAGUUUCGAUGUGCGGGGACGGGCUUUUAACAAGGCCCUGAACUGGUCGGACAGCACCGCCGUAGGGCCCAGGGCCUACUUCAUCACCGUGACGAAGCCGGCCGCGCUCUCUCUGGAGGCGGUCCAGUUGGAUGACGAGGGGAUCUACAGAUGCCGGGUGGACUUCAGGAACUCGCCGACCAAGAACUUCCAAGUGAAUCUCACAGUGAUCGUGCCACCGCACCAGCUACUCAUUUACGACAGCUCCGGGGUGCAGGUGGAGAAAGUCGCUGGACCGUUUCAGGUUGGCGUGGAGUUCGGUCUGUCCUGCGAAGUGAGAGGAGGGAAACCCACGCCGGUGGUGAGCUGGCUGGUGAACGGCAAGGAGGUGGACGGCAGACUCGAGGAGUUCGGCCAGAACAUCGUCGUCAGCAAAUUGACGGUGCCGCAGCUGCGGCGAGAACACCGCAACACCACGUACAGAUGCCAGGCGGCCAACACGCAUCUCAUACCACCGUUGGAGAAGACGGUGAUCCUCGACGUUUAUCUAAAACCACUCACCGUGAAGAUACUGUCAAAGCUAACGGUCAUGGAGACGGAGAAGGACUACUCCAUCACCUGCGAGACGACAGGCUCGCAUCCCCGCGCUCGCAUCACCUGGAUCGAGGGAAACGAGACAUUCCGGAGCAGCAAGGUCGAUAACGAACAGGUGAAAGAAAGUGGCAACGCGUCGGUAGUGCUGAGCACCCUGAUGUUCUCACCCAUCCCCGACGAUCACGGCAAGAUCCUCAAGUGCCGCGGCGAGAACCCAGCCCUGGCGGACGCGUAUUUGGAGGACUUCUUCAAGUUGAAUGUCGUCUUCCCGCCUAAAGUUCAGCUGCAUCUGGGCAGCACUUUGAAUGCGGAAAACAUAAAAGAAGGCGACGAUGUGUACUUCGAAUGCAAAGUCCGCGCCAAUCCGGAGCACCACAAAAUUACUUGGCGCCACAACGGUGGCGUGCUGACGCAAAACUAUUCGGCCGGUAUCAUCAUGAGCACCCAAAGCUUGGUGCUGCAGGGCAUAGGACGCGACAACGCGGGAAAUUACACGUGUCUCGCCAGCAACGACCGUGGGGAGACGACGAGUCCAAUUGUGAACCUGAGAGUGCAGUUCGCGCCAGUUUGCAAGAUGAAGGAGGUGACGAUAAUCGGGGCUUCCCUGGAGGAGUCCGUGAAGGUGCGCUGCGAGGUCGACGCCGACCCGAACGAGGUGGACUUUGUCUGGGAGUUCAACAAUAGUGGCGAGAACUUCGAAGUCGCGCCGGCCAAGUUUGACGGCAACAACGGCACCAUGAGCGAGCUCGUCUACACCCCCGAAUCCGAGAGGGAUUACGGUGCCCUGACCUGUUGGGGUAGGAAUGCGAUAGGGAAGCAGGAGGCGCCCUGCAUCUAUCAAGUCAUUCCGGCAGUUAAACCGAAUCCCCUGAACAAUUGCACCAUCAAAGCAUCGCUCAAUCAAAGUUCGGAGAUCCUGGAGGUCGAAUGCGUGCCGGGAUAUGACGGCGGACUCCACCAGGAAUUCCGACUAGAGGCUUAUGAGGUGCUGACCGGUAAUCUCCGGGUGAACGCGUCCAGCGUGUCGGCCGAUCUGCCAAUCUUCCGAAUCGCCGUGGCUGAUCUUCUACCAGCCACUCACUUUUACCUGGUGACCUACGCCGUAAAUGCCAAAGGCCGUAGCGAAGUUUCUCUGUUGGAGGAUAUAAUGCUGCGCGACUCGGAGAAGCAUACAGAUACCGGAGUCAGUAUGCUGCCGUUGAUCCUGCUGUUGGUCGGCUGUCUGAUGGCCUUCGGUGCGACCGUGAUCUCCGUGAUGCUGAUGAUGUAUCGACGACGCGGCACCACGUCACCCGUACACAUCGAGCCCUAUAUGAAGCAGCCGAUAAUCACACCGCCGGACUCGAGGAACAAUUCGAUGCUGGACGUGACCCACGGCGACCACACGUACUUCGUCGAGUACACGCUGAAGCAGGUCACCGAUUAUGCGCUCAAUAAUCAACCGGACAUCAUACAGUCGCCACAAGACCAAGAGAAGAUCAAACGCGAACCGCAGCUGUUUUUGCCAGUGAGACCAGACACGUUGUUCGCGCCCUAUGACAUUCACAAGCAGGGACUGCAAACGAACAGAUGCAACCUGAACCCGUUCUCCGCAAAGUCCUGGGAACCCAUCAGUUUCAAAGCCGAUCGCAACCUGAUGAAGGAGAUCAUCAUCGCCAAUUCCAUACCGGGCCCGGAGAGCUGCGUGUAAACUUGAUCGAGGCAGUGAAUUGGGAGACAUAAACUUACACGCAUACAUACUUAUACUCUACGCGACACACAAACACAUACACAAACAGCAUAUCAUAAGGGCGAUCGAUUUCGUAAGCCCUGAAAACUGUAUCGCGUACAGUCGCGUCGCUCGAUGCCACGACAGGAUAUACGCGCGGAUAUAUCAAAGACAAAGUCAACGAAUCUCGUGUCUCGCUUGUUAACGUGCGCCAGUGUGACAUAUCACGAUGACGAUAUCGUAGCAGACAUAUCAGCAUAUCGUAGCAUAUCGUGGCGCGCCACGAUCUCUCCUGAGAUCAUCGAGAGUCUUUAGGAUCAUCCCUCCGCCGAUCCAGCACGAGACCGGGGCGAGGAAUCGCGGAGUCGUCGCGAGACGAUUUAGUCGCAUAAUUUAACCAAACGCUACACGUGGUGUACUAUUCCAAGUUUAAUAUAUUUUGU